AUGAUUUAUUAUAUGUAUGAUCUUUGUAUUGUACUAUGUACAAUUCAACUUAGAGUUCAACAUGUUCUGUGUAGAAUGGAGGAAGCACCAUGUGGACGCUGCAACUCACGGUGCCGGACCAGCCUUUCUACUGCCACGCUGUUCGGCAUCUACUUCCAGCCUUCUUUUGUUGUUGCAGCGAUCGUACCAUGCAAUGUGAGAUUGGCAUUCAAUGAGCUCAUCGGAGACACCGUGACCUUCGACGCUCUUGGGGGCCCAUACACUAUGCAGGUCGAGAAGGGGCGAAAGAUAACCCAGAUAGGAGGAGAUGAUUGGGAUCAUUUCAUCGCCCGCAUGCGUCUUAGUGGGCGUGAAUUGAUCAGCUUCUCCUUCAGAAGAGAUAGGCCCAGGAUUUCUGUUAUCUAUCUAAAUUUGAUUCCGGAUAGUGAGGAUGAAGUUCAUGAGGAGGAAGAUGGUGCUGAUUCAGAUGAUGACGAUUCAGAUGAUGAUGAGAACCCACUUGUUGAAUACCUGUAUGCCCAAGGACUCAGACUGGGCGACGAGGAAAUCGGCAACCUCUGGGACAUGCUUCCGCUACGUGAAGACUACCUAGGGAAGCCAUUCGUGACCCGCCUCACAAGGACGAAUGUUAAACGGCAUAUCAUGAAAUUACCUAAGAGGUUACUUGAUAGCUGUGGCAUCGACCCGGACGAAGAAGGCAUGGCUUCUGGACUACGCCUUACCAGAACGGGCUCCAUCACCAGCUGUGCCUAUGCAGUGGACACGGACGGUCGCACUGUCUUGAGAAGGGCAGGGUAG
Molecule: messenger RNA, 798 nt
Organism: Aegilops tauschii subsp. strangulata
Lineage: Eukaryota; Viridiplantae; Streptophyta; Magnoliopsida; Poales; Poaceae
Source: RefSeq, a predicted model, not a curated record